AUGGGCAGCAUCUCAUUCCGCGAACAUAUCCGCUGGAUCCCCGACGAGGCGAGCGAGCCGACGUCCACCAUCGUGCUCACGUCCCCGCAACGCCGCUUCGUCGAUCUCCGCAUACUCAAGUCGGCGCCGACGGCCGAUGGCGCGCCAGCGACGCACGGCAUCGAGCGUCUGGAGUGGGGCAUCGCGGGGACCUCGUCCUCGUCCAUGCGCGACGGCGGCGACGGCGUCCAGGUCCGGCACUCGCGCUGGGAGCACUGGAUCGACUCGCGCACCACGGAGCCCGAGAACGCCGCGGACGAGGGCGACAUGUACGAGCAGCCCGGCGGGCUGACCCUCGAGAAGGGGCGGAUGGUGAACCCGGCCACCGGGGCGGAGACGGACUACGAGGAGCUCUGGCGGGACAUUGACCCCGUCCCCCCGACCAGAUCGCGGGGGCUGGUCGUCUGGCUGGGCCGGUUCUGCCAGGGCAUCUCGCGGGUCGGGGAGGAUGAUGUCGCGGCGCAGCGCUGGGAGUGGAAGGGCGAGGAGGGGUGGAAGCGGACGGCGCAGAUCGGCGCGCGAGAGCUGCCCUGCGAGGCGCUCCUGAAGACCGGGGCGCCGCUGAGCGUCGGCGCGCACGUCGUGCACGAGAACCUGGUGUGGGACGUGCUUGAAAGUUCCUAA
Molecule: messenger RNA, 663 nt
Organism: Colletotrichum navitas
Lineage: Eukaryota; Fungi; Ascomycota; Sordariomycetes; Glomerellales; Glomerellaceae
Exons: 3
Coding region: 1-663 (220 amino acids)
Source: RefSeq, a predicted model, not a curated record